UGCCCAUCAGUGCCACAUCAAUGCCACAUAUCAGUGCCUAUCAGUGCACAUCAAUGCCGCCUAUCAGUGCCAGUCAGUGCCGCCUAUCAGUGCCACCUAUCAGUGCCAUAUAUAUGAGUGCUGCCUUUCAGUGCCCAUCAGUGCCACCUACUAGUGCCUCCUCAUCAGUACCAAUUAGUGCCACCUAUCAGUGCCCAUCAGUGCAGCCUAUCAGUGUCCAUCACUGCAGCCUCAUUAGCACACAUCAGUGAAGGAGAAAAAUCACUUAUUUACAAAAUUGUAUAA
Staurois parvus is the source of this 285-nucleotide messenger RNA. NCBI's taxonomy places the organism in Eukaryota, Metazoa, Chordata, Amphibia, Anura, Ranidae. The record is from the annotation of a GenBank genome assembly.